Molecule: messenger RNA, 654 nt
Organism: Lodderomyces pseudojiufengensis
Lineage: Eukaryota; Fungi; Ascomycota; Pichiomycetes; Serinales; Debaryomycetaceae
Exons: 1
Coding region: 1-654 (217 amino acids)
Biological process (GO): microtubule-based process
Cellular component (GO): nucleus; cytoplasm
Source: RefSeq, a predicted model, not a curated record
AUGAAUAAGAUUGAUGAAUUAAAACAAAUCAUUAAAAACUCAAAGUUCUAUACUGAAAUAAAACAUUCAUUACAUAAUCAUGAAUUCAAAAGAAUAAGAUGUUUGGCAUUAGGUUCACCAAUUGAAAGUUCUAACUCAAGAUAUCAAUAUGCUUUACUACUACUAUUAAUAGAAUUAUUAAAUAUCAAGGAAAUUUCAAUUUAUGAUCCAAUUUUCAACGAGAAAGACAAAGAGCUACUACGAAACUUCAAAAUAGAGGAAACUUAUCCUUAUCCAAAAGAUGAAAAUACUUUAUUUUAUAUGCCACAUCUUCCAUUAAAAAUAAUGGAACAAAUUAUAAAUACUGAGAAACCAGUAUAUUUCAUAGGAAACGAUAUUGUAAGUCAUACUGAUAGAUUGAGCAAACAGAAGCUAAAUGAAUUAUAUCCUUCGAUGUCAAUUCUAUUACACCUUUUAAAUGAUAGCACCAAUAAUGAUGGAUUUACAAAAGUAAUCAAAAGAAGAAAACAAUACAAAGAACCAGAAAUAAAUUAUGAUUAUAAUUCUGUUUAUUUUAAAGAUAUUGAAAUUAAACGAUAUUUAAACAAUUUUAAUAAAACCGAUCCUUGGGGAACAUCUUUUUCAGACUUAGCAUUUCAUAAACUUAAAAUUUAG